AUGAUCAUGGGACUCAACUUCCUGCGAUGCGCUCUGCUUGUCUCCAGCGCUCUGUUGGCUGUUGCUGAAACUUCCAUCGACUCUAAGCCACAGCAGACGAUCAUCUCAUUUGGCGCGUCAGGAGCAUGGUGGCCAAAUGACCUCAUUGACUUCCCCACCGACGUGCAGAAACGCGUCGGCGAGAUGCUUUUCUCCAAGUCUGGUCUCUGGCUCUCAAAUUACCGUUACAACGUUGGUGGCGGUGGAGUAGGUGUCACUGCUCCGAAAGCCGUAGCUCAGUCUUUCCUUCGACCGGACGGUACGUACGACUGGUCAAGUGACAAAGCGGGCGUCACAUUCCUCAAGAUGGCACAAGAUUACAACGUUCCCUACAUUACCUUCUUUGUCAACUCAGCUCCACCCCCGAUUUCUCUGAACAAAGCUUCCUGUGGUUGGGAUAUGACCUCAGGCCAAGUGCAGCCUUUCGCCAACUACCUUGCUACGGUCGUAUCGCACUGGAAGAAUGAGGGUAUCAACGUCACAUACAUUUCCCCAAUGAACGAGCCAAUCAACAACAGGAAAAGUUGCGGCCAAGAAGGCAUGGGUGUCUCCGUUUUCCUGCGUGGAUCGGUUUUUGCGGCAGUAAAGGCUGCACUGCGAAACGCAUCGGCAAGCGAUGUCGGAAUCAUCGGCGACGAGACAUCUUGGGGAAUAGAAGCGGAUGCCGAAUACCCUUUGUGGCUGUCGAGGGCCAAGGACUCCCUCACAGCCCUAGCUAUCCAUAAUUACGAUUUCCCGACCGACGGCCUCGUCUCUUCCUACGCUUGGGUUGCACGUACAGCCUCGGGGCUCCCCAUUCGUUUUACUGAGACCUGUUGCUCCACGUCGGGUGGUGCUGGCCCAUGGUUGUUCGGGGCGCAAUACGACCCAACCAUCGUGGGCGCUCUGAUCACCUCACGAUAUGUUUGGCAGUUCCUCACGCUUGCCAACGCGGAGUCCUUCGACUGGUGGACAGCGCUUUCCGGGGAGAUGGGAUGUAGCCCAACCGCAGACGCUACUUGCGCUACCAAGAUUAAUUCCAAUGGCUGGAACGAUGGCCUCAUCUACUUCGAUCCCGACCAUGCAAAGAAUGGCAACACCCAGCUCUACCUCACCAAACGUUAUUGGGCACUUCGCCAUUUCAGCUACUUCAUCCGUCCAGGCUCGACGCGUUUCAACAUUAACAACACGCCUUCCGGUGUUGUAGCUAUCUCCACCUUAAACGCGGGCACUUGGAACGUUCUUUUCAUCAACCAAAAUACGAAGUCUAUUCCUUUCACCCUGAAGCUGCCAGGAACCAGUGCGGCGGUGACUGGCAUCACCCAGACCACAGCCCAAGACGAUUGGGCUGCAGUUACUAUACCCCCUGUUGUCUUCGGCUCUGUCCAACUCACCCUUCCUGGGCAGAGUAUCUUUUCCGUGCAGUUCACUACCGUCGGUGGCCCUACUCAGCGCCGUUCAGACGAUUAA
Messenger RNA from Laccaria bicolor S238N-H82, 1488 nucleotides. Its product is annotated as glycoside hydrolase family 5 protein. Gene Ontology annotation, molecular function: hydrolase activity, hydrolyzing O-glycosyl compounds. Bases 1 to 1488 code for a protein of 495 amino acids. NCBI's taxonomy places the organism in Eukaryota, Fungi, Basidiomycota, Agaricomycetes, Agaricales, Hydnangiaceae. The record is from RefSeq and is a predicted model, not a curated record. The transcript is spliced from 2 exons.